GCUUGAGUUUUAUCUUUAAUAUCAUAGCAUACUUUCUUAUUUCGCGAGGUGUUUGUUUUACUUAAUCAAAUUAAGUAAUAAGUUAAUAAAAAAAUUUUUUAUACCUUAUAAUUAUUUAUUAAUAUAAAAAAAACACAACAAUUGAUUUAAGCUGAAAAAUGCAAUUGUAAAUCCCUUUAUUUCUCAAUUCUUUGAACUAAAAAAAAAAUUUUUUUAAUGAUGCUCAGUUUAAUCCUGUCGCAAUCGAUAAUUUGGAAUGAAAAUAUCCGAAUAAUUUUUUAAUAACUGGCAUAUUUGUGCUUAAUAUUGAUUAAAAAAAUAAUAUUUAAGUUAAAAAUAUUAAAACAACUAAUACUUCUUCAUCAAAACAGACAUUGAUAAUAUGAUGAUUUUUAUAUAAAUGUUUUGAUAUUUUUUCAUAUCUGGUAAUCAGUAACGCGCGCUUUUAUAAAUGCCAAAAAAUGAUUCAAACUUCAGAAAUUGUUUUUUUGCUCGAACGACAUUUUUUUCAUAAAAUCACUGAUUUACUUUUAAAUCAAUUGAUUAAUUUAAGAGGAAUAUGUUGCGUAAAUUGAUAAUUUUAUCUUUUAUUGCUGGAGCAAUUGGGUUAGCUUCGGAAUCUGAUAAGUGCCCAGUUAUAAAACAAAGAUUGUGGAAUUUAGAUAGAGUUAUUGCCGGAAAAUGGUACGAAUAUAAGAGAAGUUCAAAUAAUUGGGCCGGUGCUGACAAAUGUACUGGAUUUCAAUAUAAGAGAAUUGGAUCUGGGGAGUUUAGUGUUAUUUGCGAUGGUAUUUCGACAAUUGAUAACGGGGUCGUAAGAACUGUUGGCAAACUUACGUACAAAGAUCCUCGAAAUUUGACUGUAACUUAUUUCGUUCCCGUCGUGGGUGUGGUAAAAGAAAGCUACGUAAUUCUUGAAACGGACUAUGAUAAUUAUGCUAUCUCUUGGAGUUGCGUUCAACAAGGAUCUCGACAUAUUUCAUAUUAUUGGUAUAUCACAAGAGAACCUCAACCUUGUAUGGAUAUUGAUCGAAUAGCCCAAAGAGUAAUUCAAGAAUAUGGUCUUCAACCUGAAUCUAUGUCUAAGGUCGAUCAAGAUAACUGUCCCUACAAUUGAUUUAUUUAUUAUGUACUAAUUAAUUGAUAAAUUAAAAAUGAAGUUAAACAUAUAAUUUAUAAAUUUAAAUUGUUAUUU
Messenger RNA from Microplitis mediator, 1195 nucleotides. RefSeq names its product apolipoprotein D-like. Lineage: Eukaryota; Metazoa; Arthropoda; Insecta; Hymenoptera; Braconidae. The record is from RefSeq and is a predicted model, not a curated record. The coding region runs from base 560 to 1117 and encodes 185 amino acids. The transcript has 4 exons.